Paramecium sonneborni is the source of this 817-nucleotide messenger RNA. The record is from the annotation of a GenBank genome assembly. Lineage: Eukaryota; Ciliophora; Oligohymenophorea; Peniculida; Parameciidae.
AGAGAGUAAAUGUUAAGAAAUAAAAGUUUAGGAAAGAGCAUGGAAUGAUAGAAUAAUAAAAUCUGAAUAAAUAUUGCAUUUGAGAACAAAAGAGAGUUUGAAUAAGAAGAGAUUACCUAAGAUAUAAAAUACAACAGUAUCAAUAGUGUAAAAAUACAUCAAUAUGCAUAAUUCUUAAAAAUAGAAGGAUGAAAUGGAAGAAUGUGAAUAGAAAAUAUUCAAAAUAAAAUUAGACUAAUUAGGAAGCUUAUAUAAAGUGUAUAAUAUUCCAAAAGUACAUUAAGUAUAUUAUUUAUAUAAUGAAAUAAAGGAUGUCUUUAAUAGAUUAUUGGAAGCAUCUUAAAAUAAAAAAGUAGUAUUAGAAGAGGAAUUAAAUUUAAUGAAUUAAAAAUUAGCUCCAGUAUAACAUUGUAUGUUUGUAAUAAAUGCAAGAGAGAAUUGUUUAAAAUAAGUUUUAAGUAUAUUAAAAGAGAAUAAUAAUAAUAAUGAAGUUGAUAAAAUAAAAGAUAAAUUAAAAGAUCUUAGAAUGAUUAACAUAAACACAAUAGAAUGCAUAGUAAAGUGGCAAUAAUAUUUUAAUAAUAAAAAUAUGGGUUGUAUAUUUAAAUUAGAUGACAAUGUUCCAUAUUAGGAGAGAUUGUAUAGUGAUUAUUAAGAAUUAAGACCAUUUCUUGAAGAUUUGUUCAAAGUUUCAGAUUAGAGAGAUCCUUUCUUUAUUUAAUUAUUAGAGAAAGGAGAAUAAAGAUUAUACAUUAGAAUAAGAAGAGCAGAAGCUGAAUUAUUGAAUUUGAUAGUUAACAAUAUUUAUUUUAAAUGA